AGGUUUCUUACCUACAAUCAAUAUAGUAACUUAUCAGUGUUAAAAAUACAGAUUCGAUUAUUAUCGAUUGUACAUAAUAUACGUUAUUAAAAUCCUACAUGAAAAAAAGAAUUGAACUUCUUCGUAUUGAAUUUCCGAUGUACUGAUUUAAAGAUCAACUAUAAUGUUAACAGUGUCAUUAAUUUUAUCUAAACGUGUGUGAUCAAGUUAAUUAAAAAUAAAGUGUAAAUAAACAACAAAAUUCUUUGAAAUAUUUUAAGAAAGUACGAAUGUCUUAAUCGCUUUAAUAACGCUACAUUGCUUUGUCGUUUUUAACCUAAAUCGAGAUGGCUGACUCAGAACAAGAUUUCGGAGAUCGUGGAGAUAAUGACAAUUUAAAAACUGAUAAAUUAUUUAUCUUAAAGAAAUGGAAUGCUGUAGCUAUGUGGAGUUGGGAUGUGGAAUGUGACACUUGUGCAAUUUGUCGAGUUCAAGUAAUGGAUGCAUGUCUUCGGUGUCAAGCAGAGAGCAAAAAAGAUGAUAGCCGACAGGAUUGUGUCGUCGUCUGGGGAGAAUGCAAUCAUUCAUUUCAUUAUUGUUGCAUGUCACUUUGGGUGCAACAGAAUAAUCGUUGUCCAUUAUGCCAGCAAGAAUGGUCCAUUCAACGAAUGGGAAAAUAACUAAAUCAAUCAAGCAAAACUUCAAUACUUAUUUUUUUUUUCGUUUUCAUUUAUUUUUUGUUUAUUUUUCCUUCUUUCAUUUCUUUUUCCUCUCUCUCUCUCUCUCUCUCUCUCUCUCUCUCUCUCUCUCUCUCUCUCUCUCUCAAACACACCAAGUUGAUUAACUUACUUUCAAAUUUGUAUUUUUACAUGUUUUUUUCUAUUCUUCAUUUUCUAUUUUCCUGCUUCCUUUAUUUUUUUGUAGUUUUUAAAUUUCAUGACUUAAUAUUUUGGUCAUAAAAUAAUAAAUCAAUA
Molecule: messenger RNA, 953 nt
Organism: Apis laboriosa (Himalayan honeybee)
Lineage: Eukaryota; Metazoa; Arthropoda; Insecta; Hymenoptera; Apidae
Gene: Roc2
Product: RING-box protein 2
Exons: 2
Coding region: 327-659 (110 amino acids)
Biological process (GO): ubiquitin-dependent protein catabolic process; protein ubiquitination
Cellular component (GO): Cul5-RING ubiquitin ligase complex; nucleus
Molecular function (GO): ubiquitin protein ligase activity; zinc ion binding; cullin family protein binding
Source: RefSeq, a predicted model, not a curated record